Messenger RNA from Adelges cooleyi (spruce gall adelgid), 1221 nucleotides. Its product is annotated as transcription initiation factor IIB-like. Gene Ontology annotation, molecular function: TBP-class protein binding; RNA polymerase II general transcription initiation factor activity. The record is from RefSeq and is a predicted model, not a curated record. Gene Ontology annotation, biological process: transcription preinitiation complex assembly; transcription initiation at RNA polymerase II promoter. NCBI's taxonomy places the organism in Eukaryota, Metazoa, Arthropoda, Insecta, Hemiptera, Adelgidae. Gene Ontology annotation, cellular component: transcription preinitiation complex; nucleus. The transcript is spliced from 3 exons. Bases 154 to 1089 code for a protein of 311 amino acids.
CUAUCAGUAUUAUUAGUAUGUUGCAGUUUUCUCUUCGAGUUCGACAGUUCGACUACGGUACCACAGAUGCGUUUGGAUUUUAAUUAAGUUGCUUGCGACGGAAUCAAUACUUAAAACGCAAAACAAAUCUUUGAAGAUAAAUUUCGUUGAACCAUGUCGAAAAACUUGGUACAAUGCCAACAACACCCCGACGCUCCAUUGAUUGAAGAUUACAGGGCCGGCGAUCAGAUUUGUUCUGAAUGUGGACUCGUGGUAGGGGAUCGCGUUAUAGACGUAGGUUCCGAAUGGCGAACAUUUAGCAAUGACAAAAACAGCAACGCCGCCGAUCCUUCACGUGUGGGAGCCGCAGAAAAUCCAUUGCUCAACGGAUCGGACUUAUCAACAUUAGUCGGCCCGUCUAGAGGAGACGCUUCAUUCGACGAGUUCGGCGGAAUGAAGUACAAGAACAAAGGGAUGGUGUGCUCAAGUAAUCGUUCUUUGUCGAAUGCCUAUAGAGAAAUCGGUUUGAUGGCAGACCGUAUAAACUUACCUCGUAACAUUGUAGAUAGAGCCAAUGUUUUAUUUAAACAAGUACACGAUGGUAAAAACUUGAAAGGUCGCUCAAACGACGCAAUAGCUUCUGCGAGUUUAUACAUAGCGUGUCGACAGGAAGGUGUUCCGCGUACAUUUAAAGAAAUUUGUGCCGUUAGCAAAGUGAGCAAGAAAGAAAUUGGACGUGUGUUCAAAUUAAUUUUAAAAGCAUUGGAAACAAGUGUGGAUUUGAUAACAACGGGCGACUUCAUGUCCAGAUUUUGUUGCAAUUUGAGUCUGCCAAACAUGGUACAAAGAGCAGCUACACACAUUGCCAAGAAGGCUGUUGAACACGACAUUGUUCCUGGUCGUUCACCAAUUUCGGUAGCGGCAGCUGCUAUAUUUAUGGCGUCUCAGGCGUCAGACGAAAAACGUUCGCAAAAAGAAAUUGGUGAUAUUGCAGGGGUAGCAGAAGUGACAAUCAAACAGUCGUAUAAGUUGAUAUUAGCCAAUGCCGCUUUAUUAUUUCCAGAAGACUUUAAAUUUGUUACUCCAAUCUCAGAACUCCCGACAUCCUAAUGACAUAUAUUACAAAAAAGUGUAUUUUUUUAAAAAUUUUACUACAAAUUAGUUAAUGAAGUAUUUAUAAUAAGUUCAAUAUAUGUAUACCUUACAAUUAAUAAAAUUUAAGGUUUGGAAUUCAAAGAGAAA